GCCGGCUUUAUUGUGUCGACGCAUAGUAAACCGUGUUCAAAUGCUGCGCUCUUCAGCGUGCCCUCAGCCCGUAAUGCUUUUAGUUUAUCAAUAUAUCACAAACACUGCACAAUGCUGCUGCUUACCGCCACGAUAUCGGCAACAACACAUCUUCACUUCCACAAUAACGACAGCUACACAUCUUCACUACUACAAUAAUAAUAACAACCGUCCGCAUUUCUUCCUGUCAGCGCCUGCACCUACUGCACAUUCAUGCAGGCCGCACUGCCUGGCAACGCAGACUUCCCCACCGCGCGUCGCAAACGGUAGCGUUGCCACCCACUACUCCCCCCACUUUUCUUCUGAAGCCGCCGACGCGCCGAUCGACGCGUCGCUCGGCAAAAUAUGAGCUCGGUGAACCGGGACAGGAAAGACGGGGACCAUUGCGCCCAAUCGGGAGGUCUCCCGCGCGCCCUCCCGUUUUUCCUAUUUGGGGUUGUCGAGGACGCUCCGCCGUUGCGUUCCAGACCGGCCCUUGUC
Pichia membranifaciens NRRL Y-2026 is the source of this 519-nucleotide messenger RNA. RefSeq lists its product as hypothetical. Bases 74 to 388 code for a protein of 104 amino acids. Lineage: Eukaryota; Fungi; Ascomycota; Pichiomycetes; Pichiales; Pichiaceae. The transcript has a single exon. The record is from RefSeq and is a predicted model, not a curated record.